Phragmites australis (common reed) is the source of this 2708-nucleotide messenger RNA. Its product is annotated as serine/threonine protein phosphatase 2A 57 kDa regulatory subunit B' theta isoform-like. NCBI's taxonomy places the organism in Eukaryota, Viridiplantae, Streptophyta, Magnoliopsida, Poales, Poaceae. The record is from RefSeq and is a predicted model, not a curated record. Gene Ontology annotation, cellular component: protein phosphatase type 2A complex. Bases 567 to 2102 code for a protein of 511 amino acids. Gene Ontology annotation, biological process: signal transduction. The transcript is spliced from 2 exons. Gene Ontology annotation, molecular function: protein phosphatase regulator activity.
GGAUUUGGUCCAAAAAGGACCUCUUUUUCUCUCCACCUCGUCGUCGUCUUUAAUUUUCUCGCCCAUUUUGGCUUUCGCCCACCUACUGUCUGUCUCCUCCCACCGCGCCCCAAGAAGCGAUUCGAACGAACGAAUCACCUCCUACGAAUUCCGCCGAAAUCCCCACAGGUUUCCGCAGGAAUCCGUCCAUCUCGCACCCUUUCGCUUCUCCCCCGGGCCAAUCCGUGCGGGAAUUCGUGAAAAGCCGCAAUUUUCAUGCCUUUUUCCCCCUUUAGCUUUCGACCCCUUUUCCUUUUUGAGUCCGCCGGCCCGGUUCUUUAUCGGUGUUCCUGAUUGCGUUUCUCGUCGAAAGGCGCGGUUUUGGGAGAGUCUCGAUAACGGAUUCAGCUCCGGAGGCAUCGAUUUGAUCCCAGGGUGCGGUUUUCCUCCGAUUUCGUUUCAUGGUAUGUGCGGAAAUUUUCUUUUCAGCUUCUUACGGUGUUUAAUUUGAUCGGGUAAAGAAAAUAUGGAUUUGGGGAGACUUCUUUAGUGCGGUUCUGAUCGGGGACUUGUUCGGGCAAUCCAUAAUGAUUAAGCAAAUCUUCGGCCGGCUUCCCAAGAAGGCGGCCAAGUCCGGCGAGAAGGAUUUGGCCGGAGCUGGCUCGUCGCUGCCCAGCCUGACGUCUGAUGCAAGAACCACGACAGAUUUGACUAUGUCUAGUAGGAUUGUCAAUCCGAACAAUUAUACCUCCACGGUCACAAAUCCUGGCCAGAAUUCCGCUGUCAAGAACUUCAGUGCUGGUGCCGGUGUCAGUAAUGGAUUCACGGCCUCGACCGGGUAUGAGACUCUUCCGAGCUUCCGGGACGUGCCAGCUUUGGAGAAGCCCGGUCUGUUCGUCAGGAAGCUGGCCAUGUGCUGUGUGGUGUUUGACUUCAUAGACCCGACAAAGGAUGUGAAGGAGAAGGAGAUCAAGAGGCAAAUGUUGCUUGAGAUGGUGGAUUACAUCACCUCAGCCACCGGGAAAUUCCCAGAGCCCGUAGUGCAGGAGGUCAUCAAGAUGGUGUCUAUAAACUUGUUCCGGGCCCCAACCCCUUCUCCAAGGGAGAACAAGUUGCUUGAGUCGUUUGAUAUGGAGGAGGAAGAGCCUGUCAUGGACCCGUCAUGGCCGCACUUGCAGAUUGUGUAUGAACUGUUCUUAAGAUUUAUUCAAUCACCUGAAACGGACACGAAGCUGGUCAAGAGAUACGUUGAUCACGGUUUCAUUACCAGGCUUCUUGAUCUCUUUGACUCGGAGGAUCCUAGGGAGAGGGAGUAUUUGAAGACUAUACUUCACAGGAUAUAUGGGAAGUUCAUGGUGCAUCGGCCAUUCAUCAGGAAGGCAAUUAAUAAUAUCUUCUACAGGUUCAUAUUCGAGACAGAAAAGCAUAAUGGCAUUGCAGAGCUGUUAGAGAUUUUGGGGAGUAUAAUUAAUGGUUUUGCUUUGCCGCUCAAGGAAGAGCACAAAUUGUUUUUAGUCCGAGCACUGAUUCCACUCCACAAACCAAAAUGCGUUAGCAUGUAUCAUCAGCAACUGUCAUACUGUGUCACUCAGUUUGUUGAGAAAGAUUGCAAGCUUGCUGAUAUUGUCAUAAGGGGUUUACUGAAGUAUUGGCCCAUCACGAACAGCGCAAAGGAGGUGAUGUUUUUGGGUGAGUUAGAGGAGGUACUGGAAGCUACUCAACCAGCAGAAUUCCAGAGGUGUAUGGUGCCACUUUUUCGUCAGAUCGUCCGCUGUUUAAGCAGUUCUCACUUUCAGGUGGCGGAGAGAGCUCUCUUUCUAUGGAACAACGAUCAUAUUGAGGGUUUGAUCAAGCAGAACAGCAAGGUGAUACUGCCCAUAAUCGUUCCCGCGUUAGAACGAAAUACAAAAGGCCACUGGAGCCAGGCAGUUCAAAGCUUGAGUCUAAAUGUUUGCAAAAUAUUCAUGGACCAUGACCCCACAUUGUUUGAGGAUUGCCGCAAGAAGUUUGAGGAAUAUGAAGCUCAAGAAGCUAGCGUGAGGUCAAAACGUGAGGCUAGAUGGAAGCGCCUAGAAGAAGUUGCCUUGUCAAAAUCUACUCAGUGGAGCAGUACAUCUUCCUGAGGCUAUAGUUCAUCAGCAGAGUUCCUCUGUCUAGUCUUGCUGACUGCAUAUGACCAGCUCUUUCUCAUGGGAUCAAAUUAGAUAGCUGAUGUAAUGCUCACGGAUGGCUGGUUGCCUCUUGCUACCUGUCCCCGAACAUUUUAUUCUAUUUUAUUUAAGUACCAGGCCCCCUUCCCGGAGCCUUCACGGAGGCUAUUUGACAAGGAAUGUGCGGCGCCUACUGAGCGAUCUUGCCACUGGACACCAUGUAUGUCCACUCAUCAUAAUAUUUGUUUCGUCAUCAGAGGACAAAGGAAAGGAGGCAAAUGAUCCGUCCCGGUUUCCUGAGAUGCACGAGCUCCGUGUUAAUGUGUAGCCUGCAGCUCAGUGUCCUGAUCUGAGUACGGUUAGGUGCACUUGAAAGAUCAGCAAGUGAGGUAGCACUUGCACUUGUUGAUGGUGAUUUUGUUGAACUGUAACAUGCUUUAUGUAUGAAUUGUAACUUGAAGCCAUGUUGCGAUAAUAUGUAAUCUGGGUGUACAUGUGUUCGCUUCUGUCGAUGUAUACAGAAAUCUGGAAUGAGCAAUGCUGAUUGCUUGCUGUUUUAUCAAAAUUUGGUAUCCUGAA